AUGGCCAAUUUCCUUUUCCAGGAGUGUAAUUCAGGCUCAGACAUUGAAGAGGACAAGAAGAUGAAGAAGAAGAUGAAGAAAGAUUCCAGCUCCUCUUCUUCAUCUUCCAGCUCAUCAUCCUCUUCAUCAUCCUCGUCAGACAAUGAGGAGAAGGAGAAAAAGAAGAAGACCAUGAAGAAGAAAAAGCACACUAACUAUUUGUUCGGAUUCUUUUUCAGGAUUCCAGCUCCUCAUCUUCAUCCUCUGAUAGCUCGUCAUCCUCCUCAUCGGACAGCGACAAGGAAGAGAAGAAGAAGAAGAAGAAGAAGAAGCAAAAGAAAAAGGAUUUUUGGCUGUUCCUCCGACAACGAGGCAGACAAAAAUAAGGAACAGGGACAAGAUGGAGACGGACAGGGCAAGGAUGAGUACAGCUGUUCUGCUGACGUUUCAGCAGCUGGAGAGGAGGGUGCCGGACUGGAGGGCACCCUGGGACAGAAAUCAGGUCAAGGAAAAAAGAAGGAAGAUGAGAAGAAGAAAGACAAGAAUAACAAGAGGGACAAGAGUGAUGGUGAUGACAAGUGCAAGAAAGGCAAAGGAAAGGAGGGUGGUGCAUCAGCUGAAUGGAUUUGUGGUGGAGAUUUUCCUGAAGGAAUGGAAGCUGGAAAUUUGAGUGAUGACGAGAGAGACGGAGGCAAGAAGAAAGAGAAAGAAAAGAAGAAGUUGAAGAAAAAGAGGAAGAACUUUGGCUGUUCAUCAUCCUCUUCAUCCUCGGACAGCUCUUCCUCUUCAGACAGCGAGGACGACAAAAAGAAGGUAAAAAAGAACAUGAAGAAGAAAUCUGAGGUUUCCAGUUCUUCAUCUUCCUCCUCCUCCUCUUCUGAUAGCGAGGAGGAAAAGAAAAAGAAGGAUUCUAGUUCUUCAUCCUCUGACAGCUCCUCAUCUUCCUCCUCUGACAGUGAUGAUGAUGAAGAAGAAGAAAAAGAAGAUGAAAAAGGAUUCCAGCUCUGAUGAUUCAGAUAGCGAGAAAGACAAGAAGAAGAAGAGAAAGAAAACGAUGAGUGCCGAUGCAUACAGGUGUUAUUUUGAGAAACCCAGUGUGCAGGGUUAUGGUUAGAAGCCCACUGGUAAGUGAAUUCAUUACACUCUCUUAAUGUUUGGGGGGGGGGGG
Messenger RNA from Salvelinus fontinalis (brook trout), 1147 nucleotides. RefSeq lists its product as uncharacterized. The coding region runs from base 1 to 987 and encodes 328 amino acids. NCBI's taxonomy places the organism in Eukaryota, Metazoa, Chordata, Actinopteri, Salmoniformes, Salmonidae. The record is from RefSeq and is a predicted model, not a curated record. The transcript has 14 exons.